GUUUGUAAACUGCGACUUGUCAACUUGUCAACGCUACAUAACCACACAACAAAAUUGUUGACUUAAUCCAUUGAUGAUGUGUAUUUAUUUCUACGAUCUUUAUAACAAAAUAAUAAUAAAUAAUUAUUGAUUAGUAUUAAAUAAUAGUAACUCUGAAUAAUGGACGUACAAAAUAAAGUUCAUUGGGCCCUUAAUGCUUCAAUUGAAGAAAUUGAUAAGGAAUUAGAUGAGUUAAAACUUGCAGAGUCUGAGGCCAUCAAGAAUUUGUCUAAUCAAUUAUCUCAAAAAACGUAUGUUGAUGACAAAAUUCGAAGUCUGAACAAAAUUGUUCCAAUGUUAAAAGUUGUACAACAAGAAGCUGGCAAUUUGGUUGAAACAAUUAAGAAUAUUUCUGAGGCAUCCAAUAAAAUCAGUGGAGAAAUUAAAUCGUUAGAUGCAGCAAGGUCAAGAAUUGAAGAAAGCCAUCGAAGAGUUUCUGACCUGAUUGACUUGGAAUAUUGUGCUCAAGGUGUUCAAACUGCAAUCAACAAUGAAGAGUAUGAAAUUGGUGCUGGACACAUACACAGAUUUCUUACAAUUGACCAAAAUCUACUAAAAAGAACAGCUGCAGAUGUCAAAAAAGCAUCAGGAAUUUUAAAAUCUGUGCAUACAUUACAAGAUGCAAGCACCCAACUCCGCGCAAUUGUUAAACAUAGAUUUGAUGAAGCAAUUAGAAACAAUGAUUUGCCAUCAAUCGAGCGAUUUUUCAAAAUAUAUCCUUUGAUUGGCAUGCAUGAGGAGGGCAUCAGAGAAUUUUGUGUGUAUUUGUCCACAAAAUUACAAGACACAGCACAAAAGAACAUCAGCACUGCAUUGAACACCAGCAUUGCAGAUGAAAGAUAUAAUGUGAUUUAUGCAGACACACUUACACUAUUAUUUGAAGGCUUGGCAAGGAUAAUUGACUCACAACACCCAUCAAUUGAAAGUUACUAUGGCCCUGGGCGAUUGUUAUCCGCGAUAACAAUCCUACAGAGUGAAUGCGAUAAGCAGUGUCAGAGAAUAAUGAUUGAGAUGAAUAGAAAUAGACAGGUGAAUAAAAAAUUGGCUUUGAUUAACGACGUGAACACUUCGGGAAGCUCAAGCAAAUUGGAAAGAAUUGAUCCAAAGGACUUGGAUGUUCUUAUUGGGGAGAUGACUAUUAUGCACGCCAGAACAGAAUUAUAUUUAAAAUAUAUUAGAAGGAAAGUUAAUACUGAUUUAGAAGUUGGUAUUCCGGACUUGGCCGAGCGUAAAACUAAAGUAGUCCAAUUGGAAAAUCUUAUCAAUCACAGCCAGCUAAGUCAAAGUAAACAUGAACUUCUCGGGUAUUAUCUCCGUUUAGAACAAUAUUUCAUGGAGGAAUCAAUAUCCAAAGCUGUGUCAAUGGAUACAAUUGAUAAUACUUCAGAACUAAAAACAUCUUCGCUUGUGGAUGACACAUUUUUCAUCAUUCGGAAAUGUAUCAGGCGCGCUUUAUCAACCGGAAGUUUAGAUGGUUGUUGUGCUAUCAUUAAUAAUGGGUGUCGCGUCUUGGAAAAUGACUACUGCACUGUUCUUAAAAAUCGUUUGAAACAAGGCUAUCCGUAUGGAUAUUUAGAUUUAACGCAGGCUUACAAUGUACUGCAGACUUCUAUUCAACAAGGCAGAUUGCAACCGAAUGAUGCUGAGCAAGCUCGCACCACGUUCAUUGUUGCAUUAAAUAAUGCGGAUUUAUCGGCGGAAUAUGUCGAGACCCUGUGCGACAGCAUUAUGGCUGAAAUUGAACUGGUACUACCAGGAAUGAAAGAAAAUGAACGCGGAAAACUUGAAAGUUGUUUAUCCGGCUUAUCAUCAGUCAUAGCAAAUUUAAAAGCUGUGACGGAUUACGGCAUGCAACAAUUAAAGACAAGUGCAAUCAAGCCGAGGAUCACCACAUGGGUGGACGCUUUCUCCACUUUGAAUCAUCAUUUUUCAGAAGAUGAUCUUGCGGCGUAUGAAGCAGGAGGAUCCUUCGUGGAGACUUUAAUCUUCAACUUGGAUUCACUGCUAGCAUCGUUUAAGGAAUCGCUGACAUCUGGAAAUUAUGAUACGCUUGUUGCAAUGGUCACGGCUGAAGUUACAUCCAGAUUGGAGACUGUUAUCCUGAAGUCUUCUUUUAACAGAUUGGGUGGUUUGAUAAUGGAUAAGGAAGUUAGGAGUUUGUCUGGGUAUCUGACCACGUCAACAUCGUGGUCUGUGCGCGAUAAAUUUGCCAGAUUAACCCAAAUUGCAACGGUUCUAAACUUUGAAAAAGUCUCCGAGAUUGCUGAUUAUUGGGGAAGUCAUGAAGGUGCUCUGACAUGGCGUUUAACACCUUCUGAAGUUCGCACCGUGAUGAGUUUGAGAGUCGACUUCAAAAUCGAGGACAUCAGGAAGUUGAAGCUGUAAAGCUAUUUUAAACUACUUUUGCAUUAAAUGAGAGUCUUUGUAAAUAUGCACUUAGGUAUGUAACAGAAUAUAUUUUAUAAUAUACAAUGUUGCAAAAA
Dalotia coriaria is the source of this 2522-nucleotide messenger RNA. It is a transcript of the gene Cog4, whose product is annotated as conserved oligomeric Golgi complex subunit 4. The record is from RefSeq and is a predicted model, not a curated record. Lineage: Eukaryota; Metazoa; Arthropoda; Insecta; Coleoptera; Staphylinidae. The transcript has 7 exons. Gene Ontology annotation, biological process: retrograde vesicle-mediated transport, Golgi to endoplasmic reticulum; Golgi organization. The coding region runs from base 160 to 2424 and encodes 754 amino acids. Gene Ontology annotation, cellular component: COG complex.